AGUUCUGGAAGUCCAACCCCAGCAUCCUGGCGGUGCAGAGAUCAGCGAUGCUCAGGAAGCAGCAGCAGCAGCAGCAGCAGAGACGAGGCUCCUCCCACAGCGGGUCAGACGAGGACUCUUCCAGUAGUGAUGAAUCUGACACCUCGAGCGGAUCCAAGAAGAGAGGGAAUUCUGGCUCGUCCAACUCUGGAUCGGGUUCUGGGAGUGAUUCCGGCUCCGACUCUUCAGCAGAAGAAAACAGCAAUGAAACUGCAUCUGACUAUGAGCCGAGUCUGAAAUUUAAGAGCAGAAAACCUCCGACCAAGAUGAACUCCAGAAAUGGAACGAAGAGCAUGGGUCAGAGGAAGAAAUCCCAGAAAUGUUCCUCCUCUGAGGAUGAAAAUAACUUUUCCAAAGUGGCGAGCGGCGGGCCACGGCGGCAGGCCACGGUCAACGUCAGCUACAAGGAGGCUGAUGAGAUGAACACAGACUCUGAUGAUCUGGUGGAGGUGCUGGGUGAAGAUGUUCCUUUGCCUGAGGAGGAGGAGUUUGAAACCAUUGAGAGAGUGAUGGAAAGCAGGCUGGGAAGAAAACGAGCUACAGGCAGUGCUACCACCGUGUACGCCGUAGAGGCCGACGGAGACCCCAACGCCAACUUUGAUCCCAGCAAGGAGGCCGGCGAGGUCCAGUAUCUGAUCAAGUGGAAGAACUGGGCGCACAUCCACAACACCUGGGAGACUGAAGAAACACUAAAGCUCCAGAAUGUGAGGGGCAUGAAGAAGCUGGAGAACUUCAAGAAGAAGGAGCAGGAGAAGAGGAAAUGGUGAGAUUCAGACUGCUGGCCUGGU
This is a messenger RNA of Cyprinodon variegatus (sheepshead minnow), 827 nucleotides long. Its product is annotated as chromodomain-helicase-DNA-binding protein 1-like. The record is from RefSeq and is a predicted model, not a curated record. NCBI's taxonomy places the organism in Eukaryota, Metazoa, Chordata, Actinopteri, Cyprinodontiformes, Cyprinodontidae. The transcript has 4 exons. Gene Ontology annotation, cellular component: nucleus; chromatin. Bases 48 to 806 code for a protein of 252 amino acids. Gene Ontology annotation, molecular function: ATP hydrolysis activity; histone binding; DNA binding. Gene Ontology annotation, biological process: nucleosome organization; regulation of transcription by RNA polymerase II.